Messenger RNA from Acanthopagrus latus (yellowfin seabream), 2807 nucleotides. It is a transcript of the gene cmpk2, whose product is annotated as cytidine monophosphate (UMP-CMP) kinase 2, mitochondrial. Gene Ontology annotation, biological process: dUDP biosynthetic process; dTTP biosynthetic process; dTDP biosynthetic process. The record is from RefSeq and is a predicted model, not a curated record. The coding region runs from base 623 to 1873 and encodes 416 amino acids. Gene Ontology annotation, molecular function: dTMP kinase activity. The transcript is spliced from 5 exons. NCBI's taxonomy places the organism in Eukaryota, Metazoa, Chordata, Actinopteri, Spariformes, Sparidae. Gene Ontology annotation, cellular component: mitochondrion; cytoplasm.
UAAGAUGGAAUACAAAUUGAAAACAUUAGUCUACUUAAUUUGUGAUAAUAAGUUCAGCUGCUGGCUUAAAAACAUGAGUUAAUGUAACUUAUUAUUAUUUUCCAUUGAGAGCAUCUUGUUUAUUUGGUUGUUUGUGUUUUUACAUCAUUAAUAUUGCAAAUAUUCAAAUUCUGGGCUUGAGUUUCUCUUCCGUAACUACACAGUGCCCCUUUAAUGACCCUACACAGGAGCAAAUCAGUUGAAGGCAUGUUUGUCCAGGGCUGACUGCUAGUGCUAUUCUUGUUUACAGUAUAUAACAAUAUAUUAUUAUUCUAUUUUCUCUGCAAGUCCAUAGUUUCUGGCAUUAGUUUCAUUUCAUCCAGGAUGCAACUGCCAUAAUGAUAGCAAAGACACACCACUUCACUCUGACACAACCAGCAGCUGUUGGAAUUUAGAUACGUGUUUCUCAGAAGCAGCAUUAAACAGUCACACCCCGUGAGCUGAUUCCUAAGUUUCGUUUUCGCCGCAGUCACUUUCGUUUUCCCUUCACUGUCCAAGUUCCUGCAAGGCAGCCCGGACCAGUUACUCUAGCCAGGCAGCCAGACCAGACCGGAAACUGAUCACAACAAAUCUCGUGUGACAGAUGGCGAGGCGCGCGAUAUCUCUUCUCCCCCAGUGGUCUUCUCGUGUGUUUUCUCUGGAGCUGGACGGAGCCUCCUUCUACUUCUCCCUCCAAGAGAAGCACCGGGGAGGAGGAGAGGUGCCGCGGGUGUUCCGAGGGGUCCAGCCCUGCGACAGGUGCUACUCCGUCCUCGUCUGCAGCAGCGACCGGAUCAGACAAGCCAAGUUUUACUGGGAGCUGAAGGACAAACUGCUGAGAGACCUGCCUCCGGACUGCGACGUGUCCCCUAUGUCCUCAUUCCUGCCAAAUGUCAAGGACUCUCUGAUCAGCGGCUUCUUCCUAAAAGACUCCUCUCAGAGCUCAGAUAGACUUCUGCGAGACUUAAUCCGGCACGACCCGGUGCUCGUGUGCUCGUACCUGAGAGGUGGCGACGGCCAGCUGUGGACUCAACAUCUGUGGUCUGGUCCGGACAGCCAGAGGUCACAGCAGCAGUACUACGUGGUUCCGUCAGAAGCGCCAGAAUGUCACCCAGCCACCCUCAACAUCAUCAACUCUGACGUGUUCUACAGCUUCGAGGAGGCCCGUGAAGUGAUGAGAAAGUGCGGUGACAUCAUCCCAGAGGCAGCGUCUGUUAUGGAGCUGCUGCCCAGCAGAGCGGAGGCCAGAGGCAAACCAGACUUCCCUGUUAUUGUCAUAGAGGGCCUGGAUGCCACAGGUAAGACCACUCUGACUGAGUCUCUGAGGGAUUCUCUAGGGGCCACUCUUCUGCGGUCCCCUCCCCAGUGCCUGUCCCCCUUGAGGGCCCGCUUUGAUCGGGAGCCGCCCCUCAUCCGCAGGGCCUUCUACGCUCUGGGGAACUACAUCACAGCGGAGCAAGUCAGCCAGCAGGGCAUGAAGACACCUGUCAUCGUUGACAGAUUCUGGCACAGCACAGCAGCCUACGCCAUCGCCACGGCAGUGAGCGGUCCGGUGUGCAACCUUCCGGCGGAGGGCUCGGAGGUGUACCGCUGGCCCAGUGACCUGCUCCAGCCCAGCCUGGUGGUCGUGCUCACCCUGGACCCCGAGGAGAGGAGGAGGAGGCUGAGGGACAGAGGUCAAGGAAAGACCGAGGAGGAGCAGGAGCUGGACCACAACCAGCUUUUCAGACUCAAAGUGGAGGAGGCUUACCGGAGGAUCAGCGGCCCAGCUUGUGUCACCGUGGAUGCUGGUCCCUCUGCAGACCAAGUGCUCCAACAAGUGCAGCUUUUAAUUAGGGGCAAAUGCCACUUGUAAGCAGUUCUCCAUCUCCCCUGCUGUCAGCCGAGCAUCAAGUGGACGCAGUGCCUCCUCACGCCACUGGGUGCCAGUAAGGUGUCGUGAAUGUGGGUAGGAAUGGUGGCCGGAUUGGAGUUUCUAUUCAGAAUGAGUAAAGGUUGAAUGGCCAGGGGCCAGAACUGCAUGCUACAAUCAGAAAUACAUAUUCAUGCAGACACACAGAUUCUGAGACACACACACACACACACACACACACACACAAGUACUGUCAGGAAGAAGUAUGCAUUUAACUGCUGUGAUGACCUCUCAGAAAUCAGACGCAGCGUAGCCCUUCAGACACAGUGUAGCUGCACUUAUUGACUCGUAUCUGGGCCGACACUGAGGAAAUGGACAGAAACAUUUGUAUAAGCACCACUCAGCUAGAUUUCCUUUAAGCACACAAACAUCCCGAUCUGAAAAUAUACAGCAGAGAAUGAAGACAUUGAAAGCAAAGAUAGGAUCCAACUGUCAUUCAGAUAAGAUACUUUUAAUUUGUUAAAAGAAAAUGUUUCAUGUUAAGACAGUGACUGUAAAUAUGUUUGUCUGAGAGAUGAUGUCUUACACAAGCCUGACAAAGUUGUCUGUGUUACGAGCUGUGGGGAUGUACCAGCAUGUUUGUGUUCUAGCUUGCUUAUGUAAGUGCAUAUGAACUCUCUGUGAACACAUUGUUUAGCUUUUUACAAAAAAAGCAGUGUACAGCAGCAGAUGGCAGAUCCCUUUAGUUCUGUGCCUCUAAAACUGUAUUCCCUUAAGACGCUGAAUAAAGUUCAUGACCCCCCACCCUCAAUUUUUAGUUUUUUAACUGGUUUUGCACCGGCUAGGCUUGGGGAAUAAAUUAUAAUCCAAAGAUAAAUAAAUAAACUAACUUCCUUCGUUUUCUUGACUUAAUAAACUAAUUGACUUUAAAGGACAA